AUGAACACCGCUUUGCAGUCAAACCCCACCGUCGCCGACAUCGACAUCACCACUCACGGAUCUGACUUCCUAUGGGCGGUCUUCUCUGUCAUGGCCGCUACCGGCCUCGGCACCAUGGUCUGGUCGCUCAAGGUUUCGCGUGGUGAGCGUGCCUUCCACUACCUCUCGGCCGCUAUCCUGGCCACUGCCUCGGUCGCCUACUUCUCCAUGGCUUCCGAUCUCGGUGCCACCCCCAUCCGUGUCGAGUUCACCAACUACGGCCCCCAGGAGGUCAACGGUGCUCUUCCCACCCGCUCCAUCUGGUACGCCCGUUACAUUGACUGGACUGUCACCACGCCCCUCCUUCUCCUCGAGAUUCUCCUCGUUUCGGGACUCCCCCUCUCCACCGUCUUUAUCACCAUCUUCUUCGACCUGGUCAUGAUCAUCACUGGUCUCAUUGGUGCUCUGGUCGAGUCUACCUACAAGUGGGGUUACUACACUAUGGGCUGCGUUGCCAUGUUCUACGUCUUCUGGGUCAUCUACGGCCCCGGUCUCAAGUCCGCUGCCCACCUCGGCGCAGACUUCAAGAAGGCUUACCUCUACUCGUCUCUCGUUCUUACCAUCCUCUGGACGCUGUACCCCAUUGCCUGGGCCUUGGCAGAUGGUAGCAACACGAUCUCGCCUGACGGGGAAAUGGUCUUUUACGGUGUUCUUGACUUGCUUGCCAAGCCCGUCUUUGCUCUGUUCCAUCUCUACUCGCUCCGACGAUGCAACUACUCGUCGCUCCACCUCAAGAGCGGCAAGUUCUCCGACUACGAGGACCUCUCUGGUGCUCACUACCGCGGCAUGAGCGACAAGCAAGCCGAGGCUGGUGUUGCUGGCCAGGGUGUCAACGGCACCACCACCACCGGCACGGCUGCUCCCGGUACUGCCACCACCGGUGCCAACCACUUUGACGCCGCUCCUGCCACUCAGAUGCAGCACGCUACCCAGUAA
Kalmanozyma brasiliensis GHG001 is the source of this 975-nucleotide messenger RNA. Its product is annotated as Rhodopsin, archaeal/bacterial/fungal. The record is from RefSeq and is a predicted model, not a curated record. Gene Ontology annotation, cellular component: plasma membrane; endoplasmic reticulum. Lineage: Eukaryota; Fungi; Basidiomycota; Ustilaginomycetes; Ustilaginales. Gene Ontology annotation, molecular function: monoatomic ion channel activity. The transcript is spliced from 2 exons. Gene Ontology annotation, biological process: monoatomic ion transport. Bases 1 to 975 code for a protein of 324 amino acids.